UCAAUGGAAGUGUUCACGCUCUUUUUCUUUUUCAACUUGCUAGGCGGGACCGGACACGGGAUUAUAACGAGCCAAAUAUUGUUGCCUCCUCUUUUAUCAUUGCUCGAAAAUCGGGCUUCGAAGGCUUCUUCAAGCUCAAAUUCUAUAGCUAAUAUCACAGGCAUGCCGCAGACUCGGACACGCGCAAAAACUACAGCGUCCGCUCCUAGUACCCAUGACCUUCCUUCUUCAUCUCCUGCACCGGUAACUAGUUCUUCGCCAACUCGGGCUACACCGUAUAAGCGCUCCAGGGGACCCGCAGCGGCAUCAGCAGAACCGAUUAAGAGUACUCAACCUCGCGUUCGUACACCUCUGACAAUCCGCUUGCCAAGAGCAUCGCUUGUAGGACAUGCGACAACAUUAUCUAUCGCAAAGAACACAUCUACAUCGUCUCUUACCGCUUCUGCACCUGCUGUUGGUAUCAAUAUUGGUACUGGUGCUCCUAUUCCCACCUCAUCCAUACGCACCCCCAUACCUGCGCCUGCUCCACGCGUAAGUACACCACCUCCGACGUCAUCAACUGUAUCACAACCUACAUCUACAACCUCUCCGCGGCCUCCUCCGUCGGCGCUGUCACCGGCUAUAACCGCACCAAAACCUCCACUUGUAUCAUCUGCUUGCCUACCUGCCCCACCUAUUUAUACUUUCCCGCCACCCCCACCACCUCCAAAUCAUGUCGAUGACCCUGCAGCUGCAGCGCGUGCCUCAUCGACCAUGCAACUCCCCACAUCUGUGACACAUAAUGCCAGUGCAACAGCUCUAUCAGCCCUACCCCCGCCAUUAGCAAAUACCUCGGUUUCCACUUCUCCGCGCUGUCCUACACCUCCCCCAUCAUCGCACACUUCACACUCCACAUCAAAUACUCUACGUCCUGUUCAGCGCACGCUAGCCAUGGCUUCCGAAUCGCAGAUUACUAGCCGACAAGCAACUCAGGCUCAAUAUCCUACUCCAUCCUCAGCAGGAGCCUUACCUUCCCCAACUUCUGGUGUAGACUUCGAGUCUGAUUAUGCAGUCGAUGCAAUGGAAGUGGAUACGGAAGGCAUUUCAGCGAUGGUUAACAGUCGCAAUAACUCGACAGCUCCAAAAACAUCAGACAGGCAUCGUGAGGCAAAUAAAAAAUACAGGCAGCGGCUGAAGGAAAGAAUAAAAAAUGGCGAGAUUGACGAACUAGAAGCUGAGAGAAUGAAAGAGAGGAAGCGGAUUAAUGCCCGUAAUUCUCGUGCUCGAAGGAAACUGGCGAUGCGCAACCAAGCAGCUAAAGAUAAUAACUCCAUGUCAAGUGUCGAGCCAGGUCCGCUUCUCGCUUCUAGCAUCGAACCAUCUCUCCCUCCACCCGUUGACCCAGCCCCAAGUCCUGGCGAUUUCUUGUUAUGCCUCCCCGAUACGAAUCCACCAAUGGGAUCUUACUACUCCACGACCUUUCACGAAAUUCUUACCAAAACUGAUCCCAAUACCGGGAGCAGCGACGGCGCAAGCACCACCUAUCCACAGUUCGAGCACGAUAGCCACCCCAGCUUCGACUUCAAAGCUGCUAUGCCUCCUGCUGUCUUCCCACUCACCAAAGCCCGAGAUUUCUGCGACGCCUGUACGAUGACGGACCCCGCUCCAGAUCUCUCAAAAGAAAGCGACAUCCCCUCAUCUCUAGAACCCAUCGCCCCCGCCCUCGCCCGUCAUCCCCACAGACAACUCACCACCGAUCGCCUUCAUGAUUUCACCGCGAAUCCACUACAGCUCCUCGAUAAAGCCUUCCUCCUCAUAGUCCCUGAUCCAAGCAGUACCCUCGGGAAACUCGUUUUAUGUAAAGUCCUAGAGUACCGGGUGUCUUCUGCUGGACAUCGGUUUCUCGUGCAGUUUUGGGGGGACAAGAAAGCGAGUGAGAUGGGUCUGGAUAGGAUGAUGGAGGUGUUAGAAGGUGGGUACGAGAUUGAUCCCCCGCCUGCUGGUCCUAGUGCUGGACCUCAGGGGGCGGGGUUAGCGGGGAGAGUGUUUGGUGCGUUACGAUCGUUUACGGGGUUUUAGAUGCGUCCAGGAGGCGUUUGAUCUUAUGACUUUUAUUUUAUUUCAUAUUCCUUCCAACGCUGUUGUGUGUUGUAUCUACUUUGUUAUUGUGCUGCACUUCUCGCGUUGCUUUAGCUGGUGUGGAUCUACUUUUACCUGCAUACUGUCAUUAUCUUUUUUCGUUUGUUAUUUUUUUUGGCUGUUUUACGUGUUACUUGCUUGUUACUUACUAUGUUGUUAUCAUACAGAUAUUGAUAGUAAUGAUGAUGCGGUUUCCUUGCAGGCAAUGUA
Messenger RNA from Suillus bovinus, 2328 nucleotides. RefSeq lists its product as uncharacterized. Bases 4 to 2058 code for a protein of 684 amino acids. The transcript is spliced from 5 exons. Lineage: Eukaryota; Fungi; Basidiomycota; Agaricomycetes; Boletales; Suillaceae. The record is from RefSeq and is a predicted model, not a curated record.